Molecule: messenger RNA, 1858 nt
Organism: Bombina bombina (fire-bellied toad)
Lineage: Eukaryota; Metazoa; Chordata; Amphibia; Anura; Bombinatoridae
Gene: GPER1
Product: G protein-coupled estrogen receptor 1
Exons: 2
Coding region: 749-1858 (369 amino acids)
Biological process (GO): G protein-coupled receptor signaling pathway
Cellular component (GO): membrane
Molecular function (GO): G protein-coupled receptor activity
Source: RefSeq, a predicted model, not a curated record
UCUGUUUCUAAGGACAGACGGCAUGAGCUUACAAACUGCUGCCACAAUAACAAUCUAUUGGGAUACAAAUUUUCCUUCAGGUGAUUGUCACAUCAACAUUUUUUUUUUUGCUGCUCAAUCAUACGUAGUGACAUCUAUGCAACAUUCUCUAUAAGCCAAAGAGCAGAAGACCAGGAUAAACAUAUCCAUUUGUGGUUCAGGAUGCCGAGCAGAAAUGUUGCACUGUGCCUUGGGUAAACCUGCUCUGAUGAAGACAGGAUGAAUAGCCGAGGCUGAUACUUAAAUCGCUUUGUAAGCAUUGCGCUCAUGUACCGUGUAGGACAAAAGUAUGUAAGUGCUAAAAUAGGUUGGUUAUGUCAGUUCACAAUCUUGCACGAAUAUACUAAUUCAAUUAAUCCUUCAAAUAAUUAGCAGCUUGGCUACCUUUGAAAAGAUGAUCCAUAAGGGAUGGAGGUGCAAAACCUUUUGUGAAGUCUUAAGAGAUGGGAAAAGGAUUACAAGAACACAGAAAACAGAGGGACAGCCACAGUGUUAUUAAACAGAAGGAUGUAGGAAGACGAGAUCCAAAAAACAACAUGUUAAAUGAUACAGUUCUCAACGAAAGGAAAUGCAAUCAAGCAAGAAACUCAAUGAGACUUCCCAUGGAUUCCAAAGCUCAAAUACUUCAGUUUGUAAUCUGCAUUCAGAAUCACUGACUUGAGAUAUUUUACUCCAAUUAUACAUAAUUUGUUCCUGAUUGAAAGUCUACAUGCCUCAUUUUCGUACUCUCACUAUGGAUAUAUACAGCACAAGGCCGCCAUUACUAGUUUGCAACAUGUCAACUCUAGGAUGGAAUGGCUCCAAUGUGUGCAAUGGAAGUAGCUUUGGGGAAGCAAUUUUAGACAUUAACCAACAUUACAUUAUAGGCCUGGUGUUAUCGUGCCUCUAUACUAUACUGCUUUUCCCAAUUGGAUUUCUCGGAAACAUAAUGAUCUUGGUUGUUAAUAUAAGCUUCCGAGAAAAGAUGACCAUUCCAGAUUUAUACUUUAUCAACCUGGCUGCGGCGGAUCUCAUUUUGGUUGCAGAUUCCCUUAUAGAAGUAUUCAAUCUUAAUGACAAAUACUAUGACAUUGCCAUCAUUUGCACCUUUAUGUCGCUCUUUCUUCAGAUUAACAUGUAUAGUAGUAUUUUCUUUCUCACGUGGAUGAGUUUUGACAGAUACAUUGCUCUGGCCAAAACAAUGAAGUCUAAUAUAUUUCGAACAAAAGAACACGCAAGGAUAAGCUGUGGACUUAUCUGGAUGGCUUCCAUAUCUGCCACUCUGGUACCUUUCACCGUUGUUCAGGUGCAGCAUACGCAAGAAGGCCAUUUCUGCUUUGCAGAUGUGAAAGAAAUUCAAUGGCUGGAAAUAACCUUAGGCUUUCUCAUUCCAUUUGCAAUUAUUGGACUAUGCUAUUCUUUAAUUAUUCGUGUCUUAAUUAGAGCACACAAACACAGGCGUCUCCGACCUCGGCGACAAAAGGCUCUACUAAUGAUUGUCGUCGUAGUCCUGGUCUUCUUCAUAUGUUGGCUCCCCGAAAAUGUCUUUAUUAGCAUUGGUCUGCUACAGGAAUACAACCAUGAGCAACCAAGCAAUCAAUCUUUUAGACACAAUCACCCGUUAGCAGGACAUAUUGUAAACUUAGCGGCAUUCUCCAACAGCUGCCUGAAUCCUAUCAUUUACAGCUUUUUAGGAGAGACUUUUAGAGUUAAGUUUCGUCUCUACAUUAAAGAUAAAAGGAGCAUGGCGGCGUUUAAUAGAUUCUGCCAAGCCUCUAUUAAGUCUGUCAUUCCGGAAAGCAGGGAGCAUUCUGAUGCAAAAACGUACAGUGGCGUUUAA